Molecule: messenger RNA, 1003 nt
Organism: Raphanus sativus (radish)
Lineage: Eukaryota; Viridiplantae; Streptophyta; Magnoliopsida; Brassicales; Brassicaceae
Product: REF/SRPP-like protein At1g67360
Exons: 2
Coding region: 108-830 (240 amino acids)
Source: RefSeq, a predicted model, not a curated record
CCACUAGUAGUUGUGACAGGCAGCAAGAGACUUUUGAAAGAUCUCAACACACAGCAAAAGAAAACUAGGUAAAGAGAGAGCUGUUGAGUUGUUUCUUUGGUGUGUAGAUGGAAACAGAGAAGAACAGUAAGGAGCUAGGGCUUAACCACCUAGGGUUCGUGAGAGUUGCAGCGAUCCAAGUUCUUGUUACCCUCUCAAAUCUCUACGACUACGCAAAACAAAACUCCGGUCCUCUUAAACCGGCCGUCGGAAAGGUGGAAGGCGUCGUCACCACAGUGGUCACACCUGUCUACAACAAAUUCAAAGAUGUUCCAGAUACUCUCCUCCUCUUUCUUGAUCACAAGGUUGGUGAAGUUUCGAACAAGUUUGAUAAGCAUGCUCCUCCAAUGGCUAAGCAAGUAGUAAGUCAAGCAAAGGUGUUGAUCCAGACAACUACAGAGAAGGCUCAAAGCUUUGUGAAAGAGGCUCGUACCGGUGGUCCUAAAGCUGCCUUUAACUAUGCUGCAACUGAGUACAAGUACUUCGUUGUGACCAGCUCGGUUAAAGUCUGGGCUAAACUCAACCAGUACAAACCGAUUCAUGCUGUGGGAAACAAAGCUUUGCCCCUGGCUGCAAACUUGUGUGGUAGGUACAAUGAUUUGGUGACUGACAUGACAAAGAAGGGUUACCCUGUGGUUGGUUAUCUUCCUUUGGUUCCUGUUGAUGACAUUGUCAAGGCUUAUGAAAAGGAACAAGAUGCAGCGCAAAAGAAAGGAGAUACUACCACUGCUUCUGAUGGAAACAAAUCGUUGUCGUCGUCUGAGUCGUCGUCUGAUUCGGACACCGAUUGAAACAUUUGUGAAUUUUGUAGUCUUUGGAGUCUGGCUUGUUGGGUUGGGAAACUUGUGUAAAUGAUCACAGAACUUGGUUUGUAGCUUUAGCAAGUGUUUCAUUUCUUGUUGGUGUAAAAUUGUGAUUCGUGUGUUUUAUGUGUUAUCAAGAAUCUAAUCUAUUAAGCAACAAA